Messenger RNA from Salvia splendens (bonfire salvia), 942 nucleotides. RefSeq lists its product as uncharacterized. The coding region runs from base 1 to 942 and encodes 313 amino acids. The transcript has a single exon. NCBI's taxonomy places the organism in Eukaryota, Viridiplantae, Streptophyta, Magnoliopsida, Lamiales, Lamiaceae. The record is from RefSeq and is a predicted model, not a curated record.
AUGGCAGUACAUAUGAAGGGCCUAGAGACACAAAUGAGUCAGAUUAUUCAAGCUGUGAGCGGCCAGCAUAAGGCAGGGCAAUUCCCAGGGCAGCCAAAUGUAAAUCCUAAGGAUUGCAAGGCGAUCCACUUGAGGAGCGGGAAGAGUUAUGAGGGUCCUUCUAUGCCAGAGAUCUCACCAAAGCCUGUAGCUGAGCCAAAGACUAUAGUAGUGGAAGAAGCAGAAGGCGAGACAGAAAAUGAGGGACUUGAGACAUCACCUCCUGCAGUUCACCCCGGGGUGAACACACUAGUUAAGCUAGCAGAGGUCAGAGUACCAUUUCCCCAAGUGAUACAAAAGAAGAAGAAGGAUGAGCAGUUCUCUAAAUUCUGGGAGAUCUUCAAGAAGGUACAAAUUAACAUUCCGCUGAUUGAGGCACUGCAGCAAAUGCCUGGAUAUGUUAAAUUUCUUAAGGAGGCUAUCCCAAAAAAGAAGAAGUGGGGGCAUCAUGAGACCGUCAAUUUGACGGAAAACUGUAGUGCAAUUUUGCAAAGGAAGCUUCCGACCAAGAAGCAGGAUCCGGGGAGCUUUACUAUUGAAUGCACAAUUGGUGAACAUUUUGUGGAGAAUGCCUUAUGUGACGUUAGAGCUAGCAUUAACCUCAUGCCAUUGUCUUUGUAUAAAAAGAUGAAGAUUGGUUUGUUGAAGCCCACUACCAUCACGCUGCAGAUGGCUGAUAGAUCAGUGUCCUAUCCAGUGGGUGUCGUGGAGGAUAUAUUGGUGAGGGUAAAUGAGUUCGUCUUCCCAGCUGACUUAGUGAUACUGGACAUGGAGGAAGACAGAAGAGUACCUCUCAUUCUAGGAAGACCCUUCCUAGCCACAGGGAAGGCCUUGAUCGAUGUCGAUAAUGGAGAGCUCACAUUUCGCUUCAAUGGUCAAAGUGUAACAUUUUUCCAUCUAUGA